AUGGACCAGUUAUUAGAUUUGGAACAACUUCAGAAGUUAUCUCCCGAACAAAGAGAGCAAGUUAUUGCUGGUGUGAAACAACAAGCUGCUAUCAGUAAUGCUCAAAAUUUAAUCACGGAUUUAUCUGAAAAAUGUACCCAGAAAUGUAUAACAAGUCCCGGCACUUCUCUUUCCAGCUCAGAGAAGCAAUGUCUCCAGAGAUGUAUGGACCGAUUUAUGGAUACAUGGAAUUUAGUAUCCCAAUCGUUGCAGAAACGUCUUCAAGACGAAAUGUCUUCUUCCGGCCUGGGAGGUUCUGGUUUUUAG
Molecule: messenger RNA, 306 nt
Organism: Auanema sp. JU1783
Lineage: Eukaryota; Metazoa; Nematoda; Chromadorea; Rhabditida; Rhabditidae
Source: the annotation of a GenBank genome assembly